Molecule: messenger RNA, 1860 nt
Organism: Fukomys damarensis (Damara mole-rat)
Lineage: Eukaryota; Metazoa; Chordata; Mammalia; Rodentia; Bathyergidae
Gene: St6galnac1
Product: ST6 N-acetylgalactosaminide alpha-2,6-sialyltransferase 1
Molecular function (GO): alpha-N-acetylgalactosaminide alpha-2,6-sialyltransferase activity
Source: RefSeq, a predicted model, not a curated record
AAUAUACACAGAACAAUGUAAAGAGGGCCGAGGACUCGCCACAAAACUCUAUGUCCCCAGCUCCCAGCGUGCAACAGAGGACAAGUGUCCGUGCUGAGCCAGGGCAGGAGGAGAGUAACCCGGACACAGCCCCCUCGGCCAGAGGGGACAGGAGAGAAGCUGCCCGGACACCACAGCAGGAGAACAGAGCCAUGCUCCGUGCCCCUGGGGCAGUGGCACUGAAGGGAUGGGGAGAAGAGAAAACCCAGGUGGACGUGCUGCCACCAAGAGGUCAGCACAAGGAGAUAGCCUCUGUCGGGACAAAGGCAACAACGUUUCAGAGUCAGGACAGUGCCAAGAGGCACGGGGGACCAGAGGGGAGGCUGACAACUGCAGGGGUAGUGUUAAAAAGGUGCCAGGGCAAAGCACUGCCCUCAGUAGUGACAACUACAUUCACCUCAGUAGUGACAACAAGGACAACAAAGAAAGCCGUGACCACAGCCGCUGUCCCAGCCAAGGACAAGGCAGCCCUGGCCACCGCUGCACCUUCCCCAAGGCCCACCACACGAAGAAGCCAAAGACUGAAGGCCGCCAACUUCAAGUCUGAGCCCCGCUGGGAUUUUGAGGAAAAGUAUAGCUUUGACGUGGGGGGUCUGCAGACGAGGUGCCCUGACUCAGUGAAGAUCAGAGCCUCCAAGUCGCCGUGGCUCCAGAAUCUCUUUCUGCCCAACAUCACUCUCUUCCUGGACUCCGGACGCUUCAACCAGAGCGAGUGGGAGCGCCUGCAACACUUCGCGCCUCCCUUCGGCUUCAUGGAGCUCAAUCACUCCUUGGUGCGGAAGGUCGUGGCCCGCUUCCCGCCGGUGCCCCAGCAGCAGCUGCUCCUGGCCAGCCUGCCCCCGGGGAGCUCACAAUGCGUCACUUGUGCCGUGGUGGGCAACGGCGGCAUCCUGAACGACUCCCACGUGGGCCGGGACAUCGACAGCCACGACUACGUGUUCCGACUGAGCGGAGCGCUUACUCAAGGCUAUGAACAGGACGUGGGUACGCGGACGUCGUUCUACGGCUUCACGGCCUUCUCCCUGACCCAGUCACUUCUCGGGCUGGCCGGUCGGGGUUUCCGGAACGUGCCGGUGGGGAAGGACGUCCACUACCUACACUUCCUCGAGGGCGCCCGGGACUUCGAGUGGCUGGAAGCAUUGCUUCUCAAUCAGACCCUGGCAAAAAAGAGCCUUUUCUGGUUCAGGCGCAGGCCCCAGGAAGCUUUUCGGGAAGGCUUGCAAUUGAACAGAUACCUGCUGCUACACCCAGACUUUCUCCGCUACAUGAAGAACAGGUUUCUGAGGUCAAAGACCCUGAACACGGCCCACUGGAGGAUAUACCGGCCCACCACCGGCGCCCUCCUGCUGCUCACUGCCCUUCAGCUCUGUGACAAGGUGAGCGCCUAUGGCUUCAUCACCGAGGGCCACGAGCGCUUUUCUGAUCAUUAUUACGAUAAAACAUGGAAACCACUCAUCUUUUACAUCAACCAUGACUUCAAGUUAGAGAGAGAGGUCUGGAAGCGGCUACACAAUGAGGGCAUCAUCUGGCUGUACCAGCGCCCCCAGACUGCCACAGCAAAGAACUGACUGCCACCUGGGCUGCGGCAGUCUCUUCCUCGGCCUCCUUCAAAACACGAGGUGCUGUAGGAGUCUCGAGGCUCCUCUGCCAUUUGCCCAGGGCUUGGACCAGCCUUCCAGCCUCCAGGGAACACCUGUGAAGGAGAAAAAACUCCCUCAAGGUGCCAAGCAGUUGGGGUCCUUUGGGAAGUUGCUGCAGGCUCUGAUGGAGAUUCCCAGGACCAGGGAUUUUUUUUUCUUUCUUUCUUUUGGGCCAGGGAUG